AUGCGAGUCAGGUUGGCUCGGCAAAUAAAUACCUGCACUGAAGGCUUACAAUACUAUACCUGCCUCAAAGGGCCAUAUAUCGGUUGCUGUUCUGUCGAUCCUUGCGAUACUGGUAUCUGUCCUGAUGAUAACGAGCAACCCCCGACAACAGUGACAGAGACUCUUGAGCCCAUAACCAGUUUUCUGGCCAGCAGUAUAACGACAGUAUCAUUUGUGACUACGAACAGUACAGUCACUGUGUCUCCGACAACUAGUGUGCUGGACAGUAUAACUAGUGUAACUACUGUGGUUAUUACUACCUCUGCUCCUAGUCAGACUCCACCACCCUCGAGCUUUCCGGUGUAUGAUAAUAAUAAUGGUGUCGAUAUUGGAAGCGUCAUUGGCAGUGUCAUCGGAGUCACAGUCAUAGCCCUGCUUCUCCUCUGCUGCUGUCGAAGAAAGAAGCUUGGACAACGGUUUCCUUUGUCGGCUUGGCGCAGUGCCCGCCAUGAGGAAGUCAUGGUUGAUACCCAACCCGUUGGUACUGGUCCAGAGAACGGUUUCAUUGUUCCUCGGGGUGGAGGAGACCCUUUUGCAGAGUUUGGUGGACGCCACAGGUCUGUCAAAGUCGAGCCCGUGGAAUCGUAUUCCGACAAUAAUGCCACGAAGCUUGAGAAUGGCACAGAGGCGUCACAGGGUCUUGGUUCUCCUGGCGUCACGGAAACUGGAUUUCAUUCUCUACGUACUUCCGGGGGACGUUCAGGAUCGAACCUUCAAGAGGAGUGUCUGCCAUCGAGCCGGGCUGAGCUUCCUGGGACAAUUGCUCAGAUGCCGGAGUUGCCAGACGUCCCAAGCCCUCAUGUGCCGGCAGAGCUAUCUGCAACGCCGGAGCGAUCGUUGAUCAAUAUUCCAGCUCAACGGAGGGUCAAUUAUAACAGCCUAGACGAGGAAGAGGCCAUCCGUAACGAUGAGCCCCCCUCUGUCACGACUUCGGACGGUGUGAUCCUCCAAGCGAACAUGAACUCAUUCUUCAACGAAGAUGCGUCUGUGGGAAAUUCAGCUCACCAAGGGCACAUUUGGAAUUUCAUGCAGUAUGACACAGAUGCCGAGACUUCAUCCUUGGCUGGAAAGAGUAGACAAAGUCGUGAUAUUGCAAACAAGUCUCCUACCACCCCACAGAUGGACAUUAGUUCUCCAACAAUUGAGACGGAACAGGCUGGAAGAAACCACACUGUUUCAUCUAACUCCCAUGUCAGUGAGACUAGCCCUGUUGCUCCCCAGAUCAGCAUCAGCCCGCCUUUGCCAACCCUUGAAGAGGAGUCAGGAACGCUGAAAACAAGGGCGCAAUCAGAGUUGGAAGUAGACAUUAACAGAACUGGUACAGUUGGAUGA
Messenger RNA from Rasamsonia emersonii CBS 393.64, 1371 nucleotides. RefSeq lists its product as uncharacterized. The transcript has 2 exons. The record is from RefSeq and is a predicted model, not a curated record. NCBI's taxonomy places the organism in Eukaryota, Fungi, Ascomycota, Eurotiomycetes, Eurotiales, Trichocomaceae. Bases 1 to 1371 code for a protein of 456 amino acids.